Molecule: messenger RNA, 842 nt
Organism: Tupaia belangeri chinensis (Chinese tree shrew)
Lineage: Eukaryota; Metazoa; Chordata; Mammalia; Scandentia; Tupaiidae
Product: scavenger receptor cysteine-rich domain-containing protein SCART1-like
Exons: 3
Cellular component (GO): membrane
Source: RefSeq, a predicted model, not a curated record
GGCCUGGGAACCACAGUGACUCCUCCUCUCCUCCAGAGUUCCGGCUGGUCAACGGCAGCAACAGCUGUGAGGGACAUGUGGAGGUCCAUGUGCAGGGAACCUGGGCACCCGUCUGUGCCACCCACUGGGACUUGGCAGACGCCACAGUCCUCUGUCACCAACUCAACUGUGGCAAUGUGGUGGCCAUACCCCAAGGAGGGCAUUUUGGGGAAGGAGAAGGUCCCAUCUGGCCAGAUGUGUUUCACUGCGUGGGGACAGAGCCCCAUUUGUUGAGCUGCCCAGCAAGCACCCUGGGGGCCCCGGCCUGUGCCCAAGGAAACAUGGCCUCUGCCAUCUGCUCAGGACGCCCCCAUGCCCUGAGGCUGAGGGACGGACAGAGUCACUGUGAUGGCCGUGUGGAGAUCUUCCUGGGUGACGUGUGGGGCCGUGUGUUGGAUGAUGCUUGGGACCUGCGCGGGGCACAAGUCGUGUGCCGGCAGCUCGGUUGCGGACUAGCUGAGCGAGCCUACGAUGCACCUGCCCCUGGCCACAGGGCAUUCCCGGUGGGACUGAGCCGUGCACGCUGCCUGGGCACUGAGACCCAGCUGACCCAGUGCAACGUGUCCACAACCCUGCUGGUGCCUGCCGGAAGCUCAUGGGAUGCAGGUGUUGUAUGUUCUGGAAGUGUCCUGGUCAGACUGGCUGAGGGCCCAGGCCGAUGUGCAGGGCGUGUGGAGGUGUUCCACGAGGGUGAGUGGGGCACCGUGUGUGAUGAUGCCUGGGACCUGCAGGACGCUCAUGUGGUCUGCAGACAACUGGGCUGCGGCCGUGCUCUCAGUGCCCUGGGGGCCACCCACUUUGGG